GCGGAGAAAUCUUGUAGGCGAGGCCGGAAGCGCCUUCUGGAGUCGGGCCUGGAGAAGGAAAAGAGGCUGGACCCGGAGAGGACCGACAUGGCCGAAACGGACCCCAAGACCGUGCAAGACCUCACCGCCGUGGUGCAGACACUGCUGCAGCAAAUGCAGGACAAGUUUCAAACCAUGUCUGACCAGAUUAUUGGCCGGAUUGAUGACAUGAGCUGCCGUAUCGACGACCUGGAGAAGAACAUCGCAGAUCUCAUGACGCAAGCUGGAGUGGAGGAGCUGGAAGGCGAGAACAAGGCGCCUGCUACCAAAACAUCAACUUGCCAAUAAUCUACGAUGGGUGCUGGAAGGAAGCGUUUUUACAAGCCUACAGGGAUUUGAAGACAGCCUUUUUGUUUUCUUUCCUUUUUUCCCCCAACUGCUAAUAUGUAAACGCAUUUUUCUACUGCUGUAGAACUUGCAUUCUUAAUGUACCUUGUAUAGCUAGAUUUGGAACAAUUUCUAUUCUGGUUUCUUGUGUAUUUGUGGGUUUCACACAGUUUUUCAAAGUAACACGUUCUAUAAACUUCAGUUGUUUAAGCAUAAUUUGAUGGCAUUGCAGAAUUUGCUAAGAGCUGAAUUGAAAAUACUAACAUUAUGAAUUCGCUUUUGUGAGGUUGCACUUUUAAAAAGAAAAAGAAAACAUUUUUAAUUGUGGCCUUUUUGUAAUUAUUUUCAGUAAUGUGGCUAAAGACUGUAGUCCUUUCCAUCAGCCUGCACAACAAAUUUGUCAUGUAUUUGUGAGGCACUUUUGUGGAGUGGAGUACAAUAAUGAAAACAUUGUGUUCUAAAAUCUGUCAUUGUGCCAGUAUGUUGCCCUGUUAGUAAUGGAUUUAAUACAACAAGCAAUCUGCUCUGGGGGAUUUGGGCUGCAUGAACCAUAACUCUUCUUUUUAGUUAUUAUCAGUCAGUGUUCUUCCUGAUACCAGUUUGUGGUUUGGGGCAAAUGAUAUAUUAAGGUCAUAUUUCAGUAAGCUGCAGGCAGUGCUGCCCUGGGAAUGGGCUUCUGCAGUUGGGAGAUACCCCUUUAGAAAGCUAGUUUAUUCCCAAGGAUGGAGAUUACCUGUUUAGACCUAUUAUUAACUUGGGGGUGGAUGGUUCUGCCUUCCUCAUAAUAUAAAAGGGAAGUAUUAUUGGGACAUCCCAGCAGCUCA
Molecule: messenger RNA, 1190 nt
Organism: Lacerta agilis (Sand lizard)
Lineage: Eukaryota; Metazoa; Chordata; Lepidosauria; Squamata; Lacertidae
Gene: HSBP1
Product: heat shock factor binding protein 1
Exons: 4
Coding region: 88-327 (79 amino acids)
Biological process (GO): cellular heat acclimation
Cellular component (GO): cytosol; nucleus
Molecular function (GO): transcription corepressor activity
Source: RefSeq, a predicted model, not a curated record